Malus domestica (apple) is the source of this 3108-nucleotide messenger RNA. RefSeq names its product oxysterol-binding protein-related protein 1D-like. Lineage: Eukaryota; Viridiplantae; Streptophyta; Magnoliopsida; Rosales; Rosaceae. The record is from RefSeq and is a predicted model, not a curated record. Gene Ontology annotation, cellular component: intracellular membrane-bounded organelle; cytosol; membrane. Gene Ontology annotation, molecular function: sterol binding.
GUUAGCUGUCCCCUCUCUGCCUCCCCCCAAAAACCAAACCCCAUGCAUUUACCUUAAUUGCGCCAUUAAUUAUUUAAACCACCCAAUUUUAAAGUUUUAAUCCCAUAUUUUUACCUCUUAAUUAAAAUAAAUGAAGGAUUUAACCUACCCUCGCAUGAAAAAUGUAAUUACGGAGCAGCAGCAGCAGCAGGAGGAGGAGAAGUGUUUUAAUGGAUCUGUCUGCGCAGAGCUCUUCAUAAGUCUCUCUCUCUCUCUCUCUCUCUCUCUCUCUCUUCUUUCUCUCUCCCGAGUCUUUAAGUCAUUUUCGAAAGGUUCGUUUUGGCUUCGGAUCGGGUCCUGCAUUUGUAUAAAUCGGAGCCGUUUGAUCCGCGCUGGAAGGGAUUCGGAUUCGCUUUUUGUCUGAUUGGAUGGUCUGAUUGGGGUUGAAGAUGAACCCGCUGUGCUGCAUUGCGCCGGUUUCGGUCGAUCGGGACCGGGGCACCCCGGUGGCGGCGAAGCAGUUGGGUGAGUGCCAGAUAGGCCCGGAGGCUCCGAUCCGGAACGUUAGCUACGGUUCGAGGCCGAGCUACUCGGCUCAGGUCUCGUCGGCCGGUACUGAAACGGACAGGGCUUCCGUCGCGGCGGGGCAUGAGGUUGAAGAUACGAUCAGUGAAGCAAGGGAUUCGAAGGUGUUUGGCGGAGGCGUGAGCGGAGGCGUGGCUGGGAUUCUGUACAAAUGGGUGAACUACGGGAAGGGGUGGCGGUCGCGGUGGUUUGUGCUCGAAGACGGCGUGCUUUCGUACUAUAAGGUUCAUGGACCGGACAAGAUUUUGAUGAGCCAGGUGAGAGAGAAGGGGUUGAGGGUGAUCGGAGAGGACUCGCUGAGGUAUAUGAAGAAGGCGAAUUGGGGAAGUAAUCGGCUUGGCGGCGCGGCGGCGGCGGCGGCGAGGCCGUGGAAGCCUUUCGGAGAAGUGCAUUUGAAGGUCUCUUCAAUUCGUGCCAGCAAAUCAGAUGAUAAACGGCUUUCCAUAUUCACAGGAACUAGAACUCUUCACUUGUGGUGUGUAUCGAGAGAGGACCGAGCUACAUGGGUUGAGGCACUGCUCGGUGCUAAAGAUCUGUUUCCUCGAGUCUUUACAAGCAAUGAUUUAGUACUUUCGAGAGAUAUAGUUGUCUCGACAGAGAAACUAAGACUAAGAUUAGCACAGGAGGGCAUUAAUGAGCCAGUGAUCAAAGACUGCGAGUCAAUAAUGCUCUUAGAAGUGUCAGAACUUCAGAACCAGUUGAAGGCUCUUCGGAGUAAACACGUGAUGCUGUUGGAGUCAUUGAGACAAUUGGAGAAGGAGAAAAUAGAGCUGGAAACUACAGUAGUGGAUGAAACAAAGGAGCGUGAGUCAUAUGGACAGGGGGAUAGGAGAUUUAGUGAUUUCUAUUCCGUCUUAUCUGAGGGCAGUGCAAGUGAUUCUGAUGCAGAUAAUGAAAGCCAAAUUGAAACAGAUGAAGAUGAGGGAACAUAUUUUGAUACACAUGACAUUUUGUCUUCAGAAGCUCUAAGAAGUGCUUCCUAUCGAAGUAGAGAAGUCUUGGGGAAUGAUACUCUAAGAAGUGCUUCCUACCGGAGCAAGGAAGGUUUGGGAAAUGGUUCUAUAUUUGAAAGAGAUUCUUUCUUUUCCGAUCGAUUGCAUGGAGUUGAAGAGAUCACGACAAUUAAAUAUCCAUAUGUGAAAAGGAGGGAUAAUUUGCCAGAACCCAAGGAGAAAGAGAAGCCUAUUAGCUUGUGGUCGAUUAUCAAGGAUAAUAUUGGGAAGGACUUGUCUGGAGUUUGUCUUCCUGUUUAUUUUAAUGAACCACUCUCAUCGUUGCAAAAGUGCUUUGAAGAUCUGGAAUAUUCAAACUUGGUUGAUCGAGCAUCGGAAUGGGGAAAGUGGGGAAAUGAUUUAAUGAGAAUUCUAAAUGUUGCAGCAUUUGCUGUAUCUGGCUAUGCAUCAACAGAAGGUCGGCAUUGCAAACCCUUUAAUCCUCUCCUUGGGGAGACCUAUGAGGCUGACUAUCCAGAUAAAGGACUUCGUUUUUUCUCUGAAAAGGUGAGUCACCACCCAAUGGUUGUUGCUUGUCACUGUGAAGGAAGAGGUUGGAAAUUCUGGGCGGACUCCAAUCUCAAAGGCAAGUUUUGGGGGCGUUCUAUUCAGCUUGAUCCUGUGGGUACCCUUGCCUUGCAGUUUGAGGAUGGGGAGACGUUUCAGUGGAGCAAGGUCACUACCUCUAUAUACAAUAUCAUACUAGGAAAAAUUUAUUGCGACCACUAUGGCACCAUGCGCAUCAGGGGCAGUGGCAAUUAUUCCUGCAAGCUAAAGUUCAAGGAGCAGUCUAUUAUAGAUCGAAAUCCACAUCAGCCAUUGGAAUUUCAGGUUCAUGGAUUUGUUCAAGACAAUAGAACUGGAGAGAAAGUAGCAAUGUUGGUGGGUAAGUGGGACGAGGCAAUGUACUACGUGCUGGGAGAUCCAACUACAAAACCAAAGGGUUAUGAUCCUAUGACAGAAGCUGUGCUUCUCUGGGAAAGAGAUGACUAUGUUACCAAGACAAGAUACAAUCUCUCUCCUUUUGCAAUAUCCCUUAAUGAACUGACACCUGGCCUAUUGGAGAGGUUACCGCCUACAGACUCAAGGCUAAGGCCAGAUCAAAGACAUUUGGAGAAUGGCGAUUAUGAAUUGGCAAAUGCAGAGAAACUAAGACUUGAACAGCUACAAAGACAGGCAAGGAAGUUGCAAGAGAGAGGGUGGCAGCCAAGAUGGUUUCGGAAAGACGAGGAUGGUUGUUAUAGUUACGUGGGAGGGUAUUGGGAAACUAGGGAGAAGAAGAAUUGGGACGGAAUUCCCGAUAUUUUUGGCCAGAGUAGUGAUUUGCCUUCGUGUUCCGGUGAAGAGUAAGGCAUCUCUUGGCCGACCUUUGUUGUAUUAGAUUACGCCGGUCUUUCGUUUCUGCCCCUUGCCCUGAAUCCGAGUUUAGUGUAGGCUGCGUUAUAGAAAAAAAUUCCUUGGUGGUGUAAUGAUAGUUUUCAUUUGGGACAUUACGUCGUCCAUGGAGCUGCUCAUGCCCAGGAUCUGGUUAAUUUAGAUAGUGUUACCUUCA